GAGCAGUUACAGGAGCACUGCUAUGGUUCCUAUGGAAACCUCCUCCUCGGAUGACAGCUGUGACAGUUUUGGAUCAGAUGGUUUUGGGAACUCGAAUAUGGACUCCGACACUGAGACCUGUUCACCUCCCAGAAAAACUCGCAGAUCAUUCACGCUCAGGGUAGCCAUGAAGUUCCCGAACAAACGAGCCAGUCCUUCAAAGCCUGCAGCACACGACCUCAAGCCUAAACCUGAGGCUAAACCGGAACCAAAGGAUCCACAGUCCGACUCUGAGAGUGAAAACUUUAUGCUGAAGAGAGCACUGAUUACACAUAUUAAAGAGAACAAAGCUAUGCUUGCUAAACUAAUAGCUGAACUGGAUAAAGUUCCUGGACUCAUUUCGAGGAGGGCUUAUUUGUCUCUGGUCAGCAUGCCUCGAAGUGCUCCACGCCGCUCAAUGGAAACCAAUGCAACUCGCAGAAGAAACCCAGAACGGACGUCUCACCCUCAUACACGUUCACGCUCUCUGGUGGAUGGGCCACCAUCCACCACUCCUGAGGAGGACCUUGAUGACAAGUUCAGCUUGGUCCGCAGACACAGAAAUGAUGAUUGUGACGAAGAGGAGAGAGAGCCACGUCGGCGCAGCUACAACAGUCUGACGAUUCCUCAUGUGGUGCGGCCUGUGGAGGAGAUCAUUAAAGCGGAGCUGGAAAACAUCUGUGUUAACGUCAGAGAGAAGGUUUACAACCGUGCCACCGGUUCCACUUGCCAUCAGUGUCGUCAGAAGACUAUUGACACCAAGACUAACUGCUGUAACCCUGAAUGUGUGGGUGUACGAGGACAGUUCUGCGGGCCUUGUCUCCGAAACCGCUAUGGAGAAGAGGUCCAUGAUGCCCUCCUGAACCCGGAAUGGCUUUCCCCAUGCAGGGGUAUCUGUAACUGCAGCUUCUGCCGUGCCAGAGAGGGGCGCAGUGCCACCGGUGUGCUUGUGUAUCGCAAGUACCACAGCUAUGACAAUGUCCACUCUUAUUUGAAAAGUUUAAAGAAGGAACUGGAGGAAAGUGAAUAAAGUGGGUGACCAGUUUUUCAUUUGAGUAUAUAUUUGAGGGUUGUCUACAUAUCUCUUUAAAUUUGCAUUGUUUUAAAUGUAUAAGCAGAUUGUUUUUAAAAGGAAGUGUUUGUUUUUAUCUCUGCACUGUAUUGGUUACUUUUAAAAUUGGUGGCUGCAGUACUUGUUCCUUACCGGUUUUACG
Xyrauchen texanus (razorback sucker) is the source of this 1232-nucleotide messenger RNA. RefSeq names its product cell division cycle associated 7a (gene cdca7a). The record is from RefSeq and is a predicted model, not a curated record. Gene Ontology annotation, cellular component: nucleus. Lineage: Eukaryota; Metazoa; Chordata; Actinopteri; Cypriniformes; Catostomidae. Gene Ontology annotation, biological process: regulation of DNA-templated transcription.